UCAACGUAUCUCCUCUCCUCCCCACCCCAAGAGCGCCCGCACUUCCCUCGCGCCACCCGCACUAGCUCCAUCCCCAGCCAUGGCAUGCAACCAGCACCUUCAAAAGCUCCUGUACCCGCGCAUGCACCGCCUCCUAUUCACCACCCCACGCGCCCGCAAUGCCGUCGCGACAACCGCCCUCGUCGUCGUCGUUGCCGUUGCCGUCUUCUUCCUCCCCUUCUUCUCCCGGAGUGCCCGCCCCUGACGCCGCCGCGGGCUGCCUCCCCGCGGACCAGUCCUGCUUCGCGGUCUCCGUCUCGGUCGGCGCGCCCUCCUACACCUCGCGCCACGACGCCGCCGCCGCCACGGCGUCCGCGCACGCGUGCUGCACCACCACCUCCUACAUCGCCGUCCUCGGCAUCAGCUUCGGCUCCCUCCUCGCCAUCCUGCUCAUCCUCUGCGCCAUCCGGUGGUACCUUGUGCGGCGCUCCGAGAGCCGGGACGCGGCCGAGGCCGCCGCCGCAGCCGCGGCGGAGCCCGACAAGAAGCGCUCCACGGGGCUGGACGCCGACGCCAUCGCGGCGCUGCCGGAGUUCGCGUACCGGAAGGAGGCGGCGGCGGCGGCGGCGGGCGACGAGGCCGAGGAGAGGGAGUGCGCCGUGUGCCUGGGCGCGCUGGCGGAGGGCGAGGCGGCGAGGCUGCUUCCCCUGUGCAUGCACGUCUUCCACCGGGGCUGCGUCGACGUGUGGCUCAGGGAGCGCUCGACGUGCCCCGUCUGCCGCGCCGAGGUGGUGGCAAGGUGCGCCGGCGAGGGCUGCGCCGACAAGGAGCAGGAGGGCGGCACGUCGCGGGGGUCCACGUCGACGGCGGCGGCGUUGCCACCGCAGGGCAGGCUGCUGGACGACGGGGAAAGGGACCUGGAGGCGCAGCUCUAG
Messenger RNA from Setaria italica (foxtail millet), 914 nucleotides. Its product is annotated as probable E3 ubiquitin-protein ligase ATL44. The transcript has a single exon. NCBI's taxonomy places the organism in Eukaryota, Viridiplantae, Streptophyta, Magnoliopsida, Poales, Poaceae. The record is from RefSeq and is a predicted model, not a curated record. Bases 159 to 914 code for a protein of 251 amino acids.